Molecule: messenger RNA, 2651 nt
Organism: Jaminaea rosea
Lineage: Eukaryota; Fungi; Basidiomycota; Exobasidiomycetes; Microstromatales
Product: IGPS-domain-containing protein
Exons: 2
Coding region: 1-2601 (866 amino acids)
Biological process (GO): L-tryptophan biosynthetic process
Cellular component (GO): cytosol
Molecular function (GO): phosphoribosylanthranilate isomerase activity; indole-3-glycerol-phosphate synthase activity
Source: RefSeq, a predicted model, not a curated record
AUGCCCGAGCACAUUCCUCCUAGGACGGCUUCGUCCUCAUCGGCGCAGGCCAUCGAGAACAUUGCGCAGGGCAAGACCCUCUUCAUCGACAACUAUGACUCCUUUACCUACAAUAUCGUACAGUUCCUCGCCGAGCUCGGAGCAGAUCUGCACGUCUAUCGUAAUGACGAGCUCACCCUGGCAGAACUGAUUGCCCUGCAACCCUCCCGCCUCAUCAUCUCGCCUGGGCCCGGCCACCCCCUGAAGGACAGCGGCAUCUCCAUCGAGGCCAUCAAGCACUUUGCUGGCAAGAUUCCCAUCCUGGGCGUCUGCAUGGGUCUGCAAUGCCUCUAUGCAGCCUAUACGGGUGUAGUUGACUUUGCGGGGGAGAUUCUGCACGGCAAGACGUCAAAGAUCGAACAUGAUGGCAAGGGACUCUAUGCCGGAUUGGGUCAGGUGGUGGGGACACGAUAUCACUCCUUGGCAGCCAACGUCAGCUCGCUACCGCCCGAGCUAGUAGUGACCAGCAAGACGGCGUCCGGUGUGGUCAUGGGCAUCAGGCAUACCCGACACGCAAUCGAGGCCGUGCAGUACCAUCCUGAAUCGAUCCUCAGCGUUGGGGGUAGGGAGAUGAUCGCCAACUUCUUGCGCUGGACUGGGCCUGACUGGGCUGACAACCCACAAGCAGGAAUCGAUGAGGUCGCCAUCAAGAGGGCGGAGAAGACGAGCGCGCCCGUCAUGGCUAUGGGAGCUGGUGCGGCCGCGGCUGGCGCGGCGGGAGCGGCGGGAGCGGUAGCUGCUGUCAACGGGGCCACAAAUGGGUCCUCCCCUUCCACGGGCGCCGCCGACCAAUCAGCCAUCAACCCCUCUUCCGUAGGCACGAUCCUUCAGCGUAUCCACCUGCAGCGCCUCAAGGACAUUGCCGUCUCCAAAUCGACCCCAGGCCUCUCCCCACUCGACCUCCACCUCUCCCUCUCUAUGCACCUCUCUCCGCCGCUCAUCUCCUUCCCUCGUCGACUGGCCGCACGCUCCCAUCUUGGCGUCGUCGGCUUGAUGGCAGAGAUGAAGCGCGCCUCCCCCUCCAAAGGCGAUAUCGCACUCGCAGCGCAUGCAGGUGCCCAAGCCCUCGCCUACGCCCGAGCAGGAGCCGACGUCAUCUCGGUGCUCACCGAACCAAAGUGGUUCAAGGGCUCGCUGAGCGACCUUGCCCUUGCCCGUCGAGCGGUUGAAGGUCUUCCCAACCGUCCCGCUAUCCUUCGCAAAGACUUCAUCGUUGACCCCUACCAAAUCGACGAAGCCCGUCUGCAUGGCGCCGACACGGUCUUGCUCAUCGUGGCUAUGCUCGACGACAUCCUCCUUAAGCAACUCUACGACUACUCGGUCAGUCUGGGUAUGGAGCCUCUGGUCGAGGUAAACAACUCAGCAGAGAUGGAGCGAGCACUACAGUUGGGAGCGAAGGUGGUGGGCGUGAAUAACAGGAAUUUGCACGACUUCAAUGUGGAUAUGGGCACGACCAGUCGAUUGGCGGACGCGGCGAGACAGGGUGGGGUGACCCUCUGCGCGCUGAGUGGGAUAUCGAAGAGGAGCGAUGUGCUUGGCUACCAGCGAGAGGGUGUUGGUGCAGUAUUGGUGGGCGAGGCAUUAAUGCGCAGCCAGGAUAAGCGGGCGUUUGUGAACGAGCUGGUUGGAUUCAACGAGGACGGCGCGCCUACUACGACGCCGGAGAAGCCCCUGGUCAAGAUCUGCGGCCUCUCCACGGUCGAUGCAGCGGUGACUGCCACACUCGCCGGCGCCGACAUGCUUGGCCUCAUCUUCGCGCAGGGCACGAAACGAACAGUCAGCGAAGCACAAGCUGCCGAGAUCAUCUCCGUCGUCCGCUCCCUUCGCUCAGGCGCUGGUACAACGGCAGCUCAAGCCGCUCCCACUUCCUCGGACGUUGCGGCUGCUGCGGCGUUGGCAUCCGCAUCCACCCCGCAGGACUGGUUCGACUAUACGGCGUCGACUGUUCGCCGGGCGACUCUGCGCUCUAAGCCGCUGAUCUUCGGUGUCUUCCGUGACCAAACGGUCGAUGAGGUUGUACGCGUGGCAACUACCCUUCGCCUUGACGGCGUACAAUUGCACGGCCGUACGGAGGAUGUGGAGUGGGCGAGACUUCUUCCGGGUGUGUGGGUGACAAAAGUAUUCCACGUCGGCAAAGACGGGGCUGUAGGCGGGCCACUCCGCGAGUUGGGCCGCAGAGGAUACCACCAUUUUGUUGCGUUGGAUACGGCGGGCGCAGGUGGGGCUGGUGGGCAGGGAGAUGGUGGGAGUGGCAAGACUUUCGACCACUCGCUUCUACCCAACCUCGCUCAGACCGAGCCUGCCCUCGAAGGGCUGCGUCGAUCUCUCGCUGCCUCCUCUGACGGUGCAGCUUCGGCAGCCCCCAGCUCUCUCCCUCCUUGUCACCCUAUGCCGAUCAUCCUCGCUGGUGGCCUCCACCCGGGUAAUGUGCGCCAGGCGGUCGAGCUUGCCCAGCAGGCGGGCGUGCAGGUGCUGGCUGUUGAUACCAGCUCAGGCGUUGAAGGCGAGGAUGGGAGGAAGGACACGGCCAGGAUUCAGGCGUUCGUGGGGGCGAUGAAGUAGGCCAUGGGAAGAGGGAAAGUGUAUGCUUUGUUAUUAAUCGAGAUCAAUGG